Messenger RNA from Juglans microcarpa x Juglans regia, 2383 nucleotides. RefSeq names its product glucose-6-phosphate 1-dehydrogenase, chloroplastic-like. Lineage: Eukaryota; Viridiplantae; Streptophyta; Magnoliopsida; Fagales; Juglandaceae. Gene Ontology annotation, cellular component: chloroplast stroma. Bases 240 to 2048 code for a protein of 602 amino acids. Gene Ontology annotation, biological process: glucose metabolic process; pentose-phosphate shunt, oxidative branch. Gene Ontology annotation, molecular function: glucose-6-phosphate dehydrogenase activity; NADP binding. The record is from RefSeq and is a predicted model, not a curated record. The transcript is spliced from 10 exons.
CUUUCCAUCUCUUUUUCCGUCCCUUCAAAUAUAGUUGGCACUUGGCAGGCCGCAGGACAAAGCAGCCUUUCGGAGAUCUCAAGAGCCUUGUAACCCUCGAUGUUUCCCAAGUGGUUAUUACCUUCUCUUCCUUUAUGCACGCUCUGAAAUAUUGGACUUAACUCUCCCAAUCCCAUCCUAAUCGAAAAUUUCUUUCUUUCUUACCUUCCAUUAGCAAACAAAGAAAGUAAGAAAGAGAGAUGGCGACCCUUUCCUCAACACAUUGCCGUUCAUAUUCGCCGUUACCAUCAUCUUCGUGUGCGUCUUCUUCUUCAUCUUCAUGUUCUAAACUCGGUCAUCGUCAGAGGGUAUCGGUCUCUUCGGUUCCUAAACGCUGUCUUGCGGUUAAGGUCUACUGCGUACAAUCCCAAACGAGUUCUGCGGGCCGCAUGCAAGAUGUGGGUGUAGGUGCAAUGGCAACCACAGCAACGCCAAUUGAAAAUGAGACCCCUUUCAAGAAACUGAAGGAUGGGUUGUUGUCAGUUCCAUCUUCAGUCGAGUAUAAUGAGGCAGUGGCAUUUGAUAUCAACGAAAAAGAGCCUGCUGUUAGCAUUACUGUGGUUGGGGCCUCUGGGGACCUUGCCAAGAAAAAGAUAUUUCCUGCACUUUUUGCACUAUUUUAUGAGGAUUGUCUCCCCAAGCACUUUACUGUGUAUGGUUAUGCUCGGAGUAAGAUGACUGAUGCUGAACUUAGAAACAUGGUUAGCAAGACCCUUACUUGCAGAAUUGAUAAGAGGGAGAACUGCAGUGAAAAGAUGGAGCAAUUUCUUAAAAGAUGUUUCUACCAUUCCGGACAGUAUGAUUCACAGGAAAACUUUGCAGAGCUAGACAAGAAGCUGAAGGAGCGUGAGGGUGGAAGGGUGUCUAAUCGCCUAUUCUAUCUAUCCAUUCCUCCGAAUAUAUUUAUAGAUUCUGUAAGAUGUGCUAGCUUGUCAGCUUCAUCUGGUAAUGGGUGGACUAGGGUCAUUGUGGAAAAACCCUUUGGUCGGGAUUCAGAAUCCUCAGCUGCUUUGACAAAAGCUCUCAAACAGUACCUAGAAGAGGAUCAAAUAUUCAGGAUAGACCACUAUCUGGGGAAGGAGCUUGUAGAAAACCUAUCAGUUCUCCGGUUUUCUAAUCUCAUUUUUGAGCCACUAUGGUCAAGGCAAUAUAUACGGAAUGUACAGUUGAUAUUCUCUGAGGAUUUUGGCACUGAAGGACGUGGAGGGUACUUCGACAACUAUGGGAUAAUAAGAGACAUAAUGCAGAAUCAUCUGCUUCAAAUACUAGCCCUAUUUGCCAUGGAAACGCCAGUUAGUUUGGCUGCCGAAGAUAUUAGAAAUGAAAAGGUCAAAGUUUUACGUUCAAUGAGGCCAUUACAACUAGAAAAUGUGGUCGUAGGGCAAUACAAGAGUCACACAAAAGGAGGUGUUACCUACCCUGCCUACACCGAUGACAAUACCGUACCCAAGGACAGCUUAACUCCAACAUUUGCUGCAGCUGCCCUCUUCAUAGAUAAUGCAAGAUGGGAUGGGGUGCCUUUUCUAAUGAAGGCUGGGAAAGCAUUACAAACCAAGAGGGCUGAGAUAAGGGUACAAUUUAGGCACGUGCCGGGUAAUUUAUAUAACCGGAACUUUGGGACAGAUCUUGAUCGAGCAACAAAUGAGCUUGUUAUUCGAGUGCAGCCUGAUGAAGCUAUUUAUUUAAAGAUCAAUAACAAGGUCCCUGGUUUGGGUAUGAGAUUGGACCGAAGUAAUCUGAAUCUUCAUUAUGCAGCAAGAUAUUCAAAGGAGAUUCCAGAUGCUUAUGAGAGGCUUCUCCUGGAUGCUAUAGAAGGGGAAAGAAGGCUGUUUAUCCGGAGCGAUGAACUGGAUGCUGCUUGGGCGCUUUUCACACCUCUGUUAAAAGAGCUCGAAGAGAAGAAGAUUAUCCCAGAAUAUUAUCCGCACGGGAGCCGAGGACCUGUUGGGGCCCACUAUCUUGCCGCAAGAUACAAUGUCCGGUGGGGUGACUUCGGUGCAGAUCAAUGAUUUUCAGAAUGAUAUACAGUAUAUCCGUCAGAUUAGGGAGCAUAAAGCUUCAAGGUUCUUAUUUGCUCAUUUGGGUGCAGUAGAUUAAAAUUAUCAGGGCUAUCAGAUGGAGAAAGCCUGAUUCACCUAGUCCGGGGGAGAUUUUAGGAGGGUGAAAUUACAUGGGUAGAUACAUAAGGCAGCUAGGGAAGAAAAGGAUUUUCCUACCCUUUUUUCUACGCGUACUAUUCUCUCUCCUUUUUCACGGAAUUUGGAUUUCUUGAAUGUGUGAAUUGCAGUGAAUGUAUCUUCCCCAUUUUACCUCAGAAGUCUGAUAAUUAAAGUUACUUGGUCAA